UUUUUUUUUUUCCCCUCCCAGACAUGAAUUUACUGUGGGAAUGUAGAGGCAUCUGUGCAAGUAGAGAAGCCGGUGUACUGGGAGAGCAGGCAUCUACAGCAAGGUUCCCGCAGGAGGGGAGACAUUCCUACCAGAGAAAAGAGAUGGUUGUGAAACGCUCCCCAAAACCCAUCUGUGUCUUUGCUUAGCAGAUACUGUAUCUGUUUGCACUUUACCAAUGAGAGACUCUAACAUGUUGCACCCAGAGGGCAGUGCCUUACUGAAGGCUGUGUGGCAGGGCAAAUUCAGACUGACGCGCCUUCUGCUGGAAGGAGGUGCCUACAUUAACGAAGGUAAUGCCCAAGGUGAGACACCUCUAAUGGCAGCCUGUUUAGCCAAAUAUGACGACCCUCAAAACAAAUCCCGGAUGGUAAAAUACCUGCUGGAGAAUGGGGCAGACCCUAACAUGCCGGACAAGAUGGGAAAAACUGCACUUAUGCAUGCCUGUUGCAAUGUAACUGGCGCAGCGGUGGUAUCUGUAUUGUUAGAACAUGGGUCAGAUCCCAGUAUAAAGGACUACUCAGGGACAUCUGCACUCAUGUACGCAAUCAACAGAGGUGACCGAGAAACUUUGAGGGUCUUGUUAGAUGCUUGCAAGGCUCGAGGAAAGGAGGUCAUAAUUAUUACCACCGACACGUCUCCUUCUGGCACCAAAAAGACAAAGCAGUAUCUUAACUCACCUCCAUCACCAGGCAUUGAUGAUAAACAAUCUCCGGGUAUCUGCAUGUCACCUUCUGAUAUAGAAAUAAAGACGUCCCUCUCUCCAGCCAGUGAGAAAGAGGAGGCAAGGGAUGUUUUCAACUUUAAUAUGGGCACUAGGCUCACCUGUCCUUCAUCUUCCAAAUUAGAAGUUAAACCACCAGAUCAUAUUGUUGCCAAAGGGAGGAUGGUCAACAAGAAGCAACUAAAGAGGCUGAAUUCAGAACCUUGGGGCUUAGUGGCCCCAUCUGUCCUUGCUGGAUCUCAUCCUACCGUGCCAACGGAAAAUACCACCGUGGAGGAAUGUGAAGAAACUAUUACCACUGAAGUAAACAACUUAUCCAUUAGCAAUAGACCAGUGCUCUCAAGGAGGCACAGCAUAGAGGGGCAAGACUCCUCUUGCCUAAAGCUGGAUGAGCAGUCCCCAGGGGAUGACCCAUCAGCGCUGGAUGCUUCAUGGGCUGAUAAAGUCCAGUUCAGCCACCUUCACCAGCCACUGUCAAGACGCAAUACAGCACCUGAGGCUCAGGAAACAUCUAAUGCCACAUUAGCUCCAACUAUUGCGACUAACUUACGAGGGGUUGCCCAUCACAAACUGACACGUAUGGACCACUAUGAAUCAGAUUCCCAUCUCUGUCCUGACUCCAUUCCUGGUUCUCCAGACUCUGGCCGAGUAUCUUUAGAGCGGAGAAAAUACAAUGCUUCUCCAUUAACACUCUUUACCAGUUCUUCACGAGAAUCCUUAGAAAGUAUUCCUAGCGCUGUAUCACCGAUGUCUGUGCGACGCCGAACACCAGGGCUUUUAGAAAGAAGGGGAUCUGGAACACUUCUUUUGGAUCACAUCUCACACACCAGACCCGGCUUCUUACCACCACUGAACGUCAACCUUAAUCCUCCUAUCCCAGACAUCCGGUCCAAUGGCAAGGCUCCUUCGCCAGUCCAUGGCAGCCAGAAAACUUUCAUUCCUGUGGCUCCAAGCUCUCCAAAACACUUUGACGCCAAAGCCAAGAAGAAACUUAUCAGAAGGCAUUCUAUGCAAACAGAGCAGAUCAGGCAGUUGACCAAUUUCCAGAAUCUAUUCAAUCAAAAUGAUUCUUCAAAUUAACUCCCGAACAAUGUCUAUGUAAAAGUGGAAUACUCUCACCACAUGCACACCAUGACUAUUUCUAACUUUCUAUGUUUUCAAAUAAUGACAAGAAAUGCAUUAUUAGCAAAAAGUAAUGCAGUUGGUUAAAAAAUAAAAAACAGCCAACAUCUUGGGGCCUCAGUACGUCCCGAGAAGCCACCAAGUAAUGUGGAACUCCUGGUCCAAUCUACAUUGACGACAUAGAUCAGUCAACUCCAUCCAACCAAACAUUACUGACAUACAUGAAUUAAAGUAGCGAAUAUGUCAAAUUUUUCUUCCAAAAAUUAAAGAUGCACUUUUGUUUGGAGACAUCAAUGUAAUAUCAUAAUGUGAGAACCAAUUCAUGGUGAUAGUGGGUUAUAAUAAGGCAUAUCCAGAAAAUAAAUGGUGGUAAUCGCCCUUUUUACAUGUUCAGCCAUUCGGCCAAACUGAUGGAAUCCGUCUGUCACCUUCUGGCACCAUCAUUUGGCCAACUGAAUCUGGAUGGGAUUUUAUUAUGAUUUUAUUUGCUCUCGUAUAGAAGAUGUUGAAGGAUCGAGGAGACCGCAUAACGAGUUUGCUGGUCAUACUGGUUAAGGUGAUUGGGAAGGGUGUCCUGUUAAGGAUCUAAACUGAAUGUAUAGUAGAUAAAUCUACAUGUCUACACGUUCCAAAGUCCUGCGGUAGCUUAGUGAAAUCAUUUACAUCAUAGCACACACAGAGAGGUAAUAACUUCAAAUAUAUAUGUAUAAAUAUAUAUGAAUGUGACAGUAGACAGUAUGUUUUAUUUUGGAGGAGCCGGGAGAUGAUGUUUUUCACAUGUAAGCGAGGGAAUCCUUUGUGUAGCUUAUCUAACAGCACUUUGCUCUGGGUCUUCGUGUAUAAAUAGAAAUAUAUAUCUAUAUAUAGAUAGAGAUUAGGGACACCAGGGUGUCGUCGUGUUUACACAUAUUUAUAUAUAUACACGCACAGAGAUAUAUAUAUAUAUACGCAUAUAUGCAAAUGUGUACAGGAAUUAGGGGCUUGCUUUGAAGGCACAGUGUAGGGUAGCUGCAUUCUUGCAAUAGGAAAAUCCGUUUUGAUGUGUCGUAGAACAAGAAGAUAAUCUCUCUUGGGUGAUAGUCAAAUAUAAAAUAAAAUCCGUAGGAUGUAAAUAUGGCAGAUUCUCUGUGAAUGUGAAGGAUUUAGAGCUGCUUACACAAAUACUGGGUAGGAGUCUUUACUACUGGUCUUUAUUUUAUUGGCAAACAAGACCCACUGCAGGCCAGCGACCAAUUCAACCUCAAUCAGAUUACUUGAUUUCCUACAAUUUUAAUGAAUAGAUUUUAUUUUUUGAGGACCAGACACUGGCUAGGCAGCCUUCAAUGGACAGGCAGUAGUAUGCAUUUUGCCUGAAAUAUCUGGUACAGCAUAAAUAAUCAUACCUAGGGGCACAUUUACUUACUCACGAACGGGCCGAAUGCGUCCGAUUGCGUUUUUUUUCGUAAUGAUCGG
This is a messenger RNA of Xenopus tropicalis (tropical clawed frog), 3337 nucleotides long. RefSeq names its product ankyrin repeat domain 34A (gene ankrd34a). The record is from RefSeq and is a predicted model, not a curated record. The transcript has 2 exons. Lineage: Eukaryota; Metazoa; Chordata; Amphibia; Anura; Pipidae. Bases 218 to 1843 code for a protein of 541 amino acids.